Molecule: messenger RNA, 603 nt
Organism: Cherax quadricarinatus
Lineage: Eukaryota; Metazoa; Arthropoda; Malacostraca; Decapoda; Parastacidae
Source: RefSeq, a predicted model, not a curated record
AACAUUGACACCUUAGAGCAUGUAGCAGGACUUCCUGCUGAGAAAACAGUCGAGGCUCAUGGUACUUUCCGAACCUCACACUGCAUUCAGUGCCGAAAAGAAUAUAGCCAAGAGUGGAUGAAGGAAGAAAUCUUCAAGGACAGCAUUCCAACUUGUACCGAAUGCAGUGGUUUUGUAAAGCCAGAUAUAGUCUUUUUCCGGGAGAACCUUCCAUCACGGUUUUUCCAGUUAAUGCAGGCUGACUUCCCAAAGUGUGAUCUUCUUGUCAUUCUUGGGACAUCCCUCACCGUUCAGCCAUUUGCAUCACUGAUUGAUAAUGUUCCACCAUCGUGUCCACGACUGCUCAUCAACCGAGAGAAGACUAGCCCCUUGGAUCCAAUGAUGGCAAUGCUCCAGGGAACAUUUUGUGGGUUUGGACUUGCUCUAGACUCGCCCAACAACAAACGUGAUGUGGCAAUGCUUGGUGACUGUGAUGAUGGAUGUAAAAGUUUGGCAGAGAUGCUUGGUUGGAAGGUUUGUAAUCCAGACAUAUUUCCUUGCUCCUGUAAAGCCUACUCUCAACAGUUUACUCUCUCGAGAAAUAGGUGAACCUCAGAUAAUAGG